Messenger RNA from Sinocyclocheilus anshuiensis, 918 nucleotides. RefSeq names its product heterogeneous nuclear ribonucleoprotein R (gene hnrnpr). The transcript is spliced from 7 exons. The annotation marks the transcript as partial. The record is from RefSeq and is a predicted model, not a curated record. Lineage: Eukaryota; Metazoa; Chordata; Actinopteri; Cypriniformes; Cyprinidae. Gene Ontology annotation, molecular function: RNA binding.
GCGUGGCGUGCGCCGUGACGCAGCCGGUCCGCCGCGCGAGGAAGUGGCGCUGUUGUUUGAGCGACGGGACCGUCUCGCUGUGUCUCGUGGCUCGAUCUGAGGAGGUUUACCGUGUCUCGAGUAAUGGCUGCUGAGGUGAAUGGCAGCUCCGGUCUGCUCAAAGAAGAAGAAGAGCCCAUGGAUGUGACGGCCACACACUCAGAGAACUACCAGACGCUGCUGGACGCCGGUCUGCCGCAGAAGGUCGCCGAGAGCCUGGACAACAUCUUCCAGACAGGGCUGGUGGCGUACGUGGAUCUGGACGAGCGGGCGCUGGAUGCGCUGAGGGAGUUUAACGAGGAGGGAGCGAUGUCAGUUCUGCAGCAGUUCAAGGAGUCCGACCUUUCACACGUGCAGAAUAAGAGCGCCUUCCUGUGCGGCGUGAUGAAGACGUACCGACAGAGAGAAAAGCAGGGCAAUAAAGUGCAGGAGUCCACGAAAGGCCCAGACGAGGCCAAGAUAAAGGCUCUGCUGGAGAGGACGGGAUACACUCUAGAUGUCACGACAGGCCAGAGGAAGUACGGCGGCCCUCCUCCAGAGGAAGUGUUUUCCGGCCCGCAGCCCGGCAUCGGCACCGAGGUGUUUGUGGGGAAGAUCCCGCGGGAUCUGUACGAGGACGAGCUGGUUCCUCUGUUUGAGAAGGCCGGCUCUAUCUGGGAUCUGAGGCUGAUGAUGGAUCCUCUCACCGGUCAGAACCGCGGCUACGCCUUCAUCACCUUCUGCAGCAAAGAAGCCGCGCAGGAAGCUGUCAAACUGUGUGAUAACUACGAGAUCCGGUCGGGCAAAUAUCUGGGCGUCUGCAUCUCUGUGGCCAACAACCGUCUGUUCGUCGGGUCCAUUCCAAAGAACAAGACCCGGGAGAGUAUCCUGGAGGACUUC